Messenger RNA from Sphaeroforma arctica JP610, 1044 nucleotides. RefSeq lists its product as hypothetical. The record is from RefSeq and is a predicted model, not a curated record. Gene Ontology annotation, molecular function: magnesium ion binding; inorganic diphosphate phosphatase activity. The coding region runs from base 187 to 963 and encodes 258 amino acids. Lineage: Eukaryota; Ichthyosporea; Ichthyophonida. Gene Ontology annotation, biological process: phosphate-containing compound metabolic process. Gene Ontology annotation, cellular component: cytoplasm. The transcript is spliced from 6 exons.
GCAAAGGUGCAAUCCGAAUUGACACGCACUCUCUCUCAAUCUCUCUCUCUGGGUAUACAGAACCUACAGUAGCUCAAAUAGAACACUUUUGGUAAACUCUAUACAAUAUACAAUAUAGUAUUGUACUGUAACCUGAACCCAAUUCAUAUCCACACUCACCUGCUACAAAUAUUUCUGUGACUUACUAUGCUUGCCACAACGCUAACACGCCUAGGGCGGAUGAGCCGUUCCACUCGAUGGAGUGUGCACAGAGGUCUCACAGCGCGAACAUUGACGUCAAUCGCCUUCAAGAACACCGCCGCACCGGGUGAGACAGCCAAUCUAAUGUUCGAGAGAGAGGGUAAGCCCAUCUCACCAUGGCACGAUAUACCGCUCAGCUCAACAGAGGGCCUGUACAACAUGGUCACGGAGAUACCCAAGGGCACCAACGCUAAGAUGGAGAUAUGCACGGACAAGGACUACAACCCCAUUGUGCAGGACUACAAGAACGGCAAGCCCAGGUUUUUAACCCACGGUAAUGUGCUGUACAACUAUGGUGCCCUGCCGCAGACAUGGGAGGACCCGGAGCAUAAAGUGGAGGAUGCCGAAAACCUACCAGGUGACAAUGACCCUCUGGAUAUCAUUGACAUUGGCUCCAUGCCCCAGAGCAUGGGCACCGUCUCACAGGUGAAGGUGUUGGGAGUGCUGGGGCUUAUAGACGAGGGCGAGUGUGACUGGAAGGUACUCUGCAUCAACCACGACGAUCCACUGGCCAAAACCCUACACGAUAUUGAUGACGUUGAAGAGCAGUGUCCUGGUGUAGUCAAAUCAAUUAUGGAAUGGUACAGAGACUACAAGAUAGUGGACGGCAAACCACAGAACAGAUACGCCUUCGACGGUAUUGCGAAAGAUAAGGCCUACGCGGAGAAAGUCAUCGCCGAAUGUCACGGAAUGUGGAGAGGACGUCAAGCUGCACAGAAAUAAACAGACAAACCUUGUACGACUAUAGUGGUAUACGGCAGAUUGAACUUACUUGUAUUGGAAGGCGUUGCAUAGUAAUGGGGC